CAGCAUUUUGGUGUUGGCUGGCUGACUUGAUUGACGCCUGCUUUGCUAUUGCUGUCGCUGCCGCCGCCGUCGAACCGCCGCCGACGUUGCUGCAGCAGUUGCUAGCGAUGCGAAAUGAGCGAGAAAAAGAGGGAUCGUGUGCCUGGGUGCGUGGCGUGUGCGUGUUUUUGUGGAUGCAAGGGAGGGAGAGAGUGAAACAGAAAGAUAGAGAAGGAGAGAACGAAAGUACGAAAUGUGUAGCCUUCAUUGUUUCUCGUCUUCGUCGUCGUUCUCGUCGUCGUCGUUGGUCCACAUCGUUAUUGUACAAAAUUGCUCUCUGUGUCGACGCGCGUGUCCCCAGCGCAGAAAAAAGCAGAGAAAAAGAGCGGAUUAUAGUGAAAGAAAGGGAAAACAAUAAAUGUGACGUUGCCCGCCGGCCACCAGCCAGCCUUUUAUUCUUUUUUGUUACGCGCUUUAUUUCGCCCUUUCUUUUCAGGAGAUUCUCCGUAGGAUAGGUUAUCUGUUUGAGUACCUUUGUUCGUCGCGAGUUCCUGUCGGUAUUUUCGUCUUUUUUCUUUACUCCUUCCUUUUUUUUCCGUUUUCUGAUACUUCACGUUACUUGGCUUUGUGUAUCCCCUUUUAUUUUACUAGCUUCGUGCACGCACGUACCAUUGCAUGAACGUAUUGUAUAUAUAUAUAAUAUAUAUAAUAUAUAUAUAUAUAUAUAAUAUACAAUACAUAAUAUAUAUUCGUUGAAAGCGAUAUAGAUACACUCGACUUGAAUGUUGCAUUUGGUAGCCUUUUUGGGGUGAGACCAAAACGGUUUCAUUCCACCUCUGGUCACGGUGUGUUGCAUUUUGGACGGCUACACCCGUGAUUCGCCUAAGCAGCGACGUUUACACCGAACUUCAUAAUAAUUCGCGCGGCCUUUCCGACCGUUCUCAUAUUCUUGCAACUCGGUUUUCACGUUGUGUUUAAUUCACGAGUUUACUGUAUCUUGUUCAAUCGCUUCUGUGUUCGUUGCCUGUGGACGAUACACGAUAUGGUCACCGCUCUGUCCACUUUGCUUCUUUGCGCGAGUUCUUUAGUUCUCCUGACUGUGAUUUCUUUUCUCGAUACUAACGUAUAAAACUGGUAGAAAAUGUUCUGAAAAGUAUCCACUUUGAAUUUCCAUUGAUUUAACCUUAAUUUCCGUGGUUCGUCACGGCAUAGGUUUUAUUUAAACGAUUUGUUUACCCUUCCUCUAAGUUGUGCAUCGAUUAUGUAAACACUGAUCUCUUACGAUGGAAAUUUAUAAGGGUUAAGGAUGCGAGUGAAGUAUAAGACGAUAGGGAAAAGGUGGGGAGGGUUGGAUGAGACAGAGAUAGCUAGGCGGAAGAUACCCGAAAUAAACGUGAUGAAGUGCUGUACGUAGAAGUGGGGAAAAGGAAAGGAAAUGAUUGGGCGGCCUAGGAAGGGAUAACUGGAACGUGUCGCAGCAAAAAAUGAAGUGGGAGAAGUGGGUUUUUCGAUUUGUUACAUUUGUGUCGGGACCACUUGACCCAUCGAUGGGUCAAGGAGCAAAUCGGGAAGAUGUCAAUACAGAGAGAUGUCUUCGUAGCGUACGCUUUGAUCGAACGAGAGAAAAAGAAAGACAGGAAGACCAUGCGAAGGGACCUAAGCUCGUAACAGAGAGAACGCCUGGCCCGAAGGCGUUAAACCGGGAAGAGUGUAAUCGGGGCACGGAGCGAUGUACGCAGCUGCGGGUGGCGCCAGUAUAGCGAACAGGAGGAAGCAGAAACGGUUGCAGCUAAACAAACGCGUCGCCGAGGGUACGAUCCCCUCACGGCUGAAGACAGUUCCAGCAGUUCCAGCUUCUCAGCACUACUACCACCAACAUCAGCAUCAGCAUCAACAUCAGCAUCAACAUCAACACCAACACCAACACCAACACCAACACCACCACCACCCGAGCAAGUUUGCGCGUCCGCACGUUGUUCCACCAUCUUCCACACCACAGCCACAACCACCGUCAUCUGCAUUCCAUCAGAGCAUCGAUCGACGGCGUCAUGUCGAGAAGUCUCCGCAGGUCACACCUGUCUCUCCAAUCCAAUUCCCGAUAUCACCGCCGCCGUUAUCCCUCGAAUCACCUAGUUCAGUUACUUGCGCCACUAAAUCCAACAACUUCCCUUUCCCGCCACCAUCGAUCCUCGAUCUCAGAGUAUCGCCAUCUUCUUCGGAGCUACAGUGUGGUGGAGGACCUGGUAAAGCAGCAUGGCAAGGAUGCAGCAGACCUUCUCCCCUCCCUUUGUCUCCUAUGUCCCCUCAUGGAUGUCGCGGGGAUGGCUACAAGACAAAACAAUGCGAAGCUCAUCGACGAUGGAUGAAGAGGAACAGGAUAAGAGACGCAAGUUAUUGCUAUGGGAGCAGUGGAGAAGAUGACGAAGAAGAUGGAAGCAGUAAUGCAAACCGUCGUAGAGGAGAAAUGAGUGCGGCAGUGAAUACCGUACUGUAUGCGGGGCUGGGAACCACAGCGCUCGGAUUAGUUAUCUCGUUUGUCGGCACUGGAGAGAAAGGAUUCCUCAGUCCGGAAUUGAGGCUGGUGGGUCCUUCGCUACUGUGCGCCGGUUUACUGUGUUGCCUAUUUCGGGUGCUGCUCUGCCUCUGUUUAUGUCGUUGUGGCCAAUGUCGUUGGCGGUUUUGUCACGUCGCUAACGACAAGAAGGAGAAAGUGAGGAAAACAGAAGCGCGUCCAACCGGAACAUUGCCUACCGCCUCACUUUUGUCACCAUCGCAGCAGCAACAACAACAACAACAACAACAGCCACAUCAACAAUCGGCCGCGUGUUCAAGUGGUCCAGCAUCAUCGUCCACAAAAGCACACGAGCUGUUGCUCUCUCCUGCCCAACUACCAGAGUGAAGACACCGUUUACGAACGUUUUCUACGAAAAUCAACACGCCGAUUAACUGCCGGUUCAUGUCCAAUAUAGAAUUUAUCUAAUCUCCAUUCGGCCUGAACCGUUCUCGCAAACAAAAACCAUCACAGCCUAAUUCUAGUUCGAUGCGAAUCUUAGUGCUUAAAAAUAAUAGAAAAAUAAACAAUCGGCUACGUUUUUCUACCCCUACCGUGUUUGAAAAAGUAAACAAGUAAUUAUCAAUAAGCCUUUAA
Messenger RNA from Megalopta genalis, 3127 nucleotides. RefSeq lists its product as uncharacterized. The record is from RefSeq and is a predicted model, not a curated record. Lineage: Eukaryota; Metazoa; Arthropoda; Insecta; Hymenoptera; Halictidae.